Messenger RNA from Armigeres subalbatus, 2053 nucleotides. Its product is annotated as heterogeneous nuclear ribonucleoprotein A1-like. Lineage: Eukaryota; Metazoa; Arthropoda; Insecta; Diptera; Culicidae. Bases 95 to 1957 code for a protein of 620 amino acids. The record is from RefSeq and is a predicted model, not a curated record. The transcript has a single exon.
AUAAUUCAGUCGUAGCAGCUUAUAGACAGUGUGACUAUUAUUUAGAAGUAGUUCUUCCGGGACAACAAUAAACCACAUAUUUCAACCAGUGAUAAUGAGUACUCCAACUAAUGAUAAGUCAGCCACGGAACAGCAGGUCCCGACUGUCGAUGAUAAACAGAACACAUCAGUUUCGGAGGAAAAGGCACCAGCGACAGAGUCUUCCACGGAAACAAAGCCAUCAGCAAUGGAAGUGGAAUCCUCGCAGACCGACACAAAACCGGAAGUUGCUUCUAGCGACGAGAAGAAACCCGAAGCCGCCUCCAGCGAAGAAACGAAACCCGCAGAUGCUAAUGCUACAAGCGAGGAAUCAAAAUCCGCAAAACCAACGGAAAAUAAGCGAAAGCAACUGCGAGGCAUUGGCGCAAGGAAGCGCUUCAAGUGGCUCCUGGAACAGGGCUACUCACAGGAUGAAGCCUUCGAAUUGGCUAAAAAGCGGCUGGAGAAGGGAGAACUACUCGACCGGUACCUUGCCGACAAGGGUAGGAAGCCAAUGAAUCCCAAAGUCAUUGAUGCCGAGGUUAAAAAGUUGAAUCCCGCUGAUAAGAAGCUCUACACUUAUCUGUUGCAGAGCGGUCAUAGCGAAGAAGAAGCCCUUCAGGCGCUCAAAAAGAAGCGAAAAACGACCGCCGCACCCAACCGUCAAGCGAAUAGUGGUGGUGGUGCACAGAACAAAAUGACCAAAUCCACUCCAAACGAUUCCUCCGGGAUAGUGAUGGUAGUCGCUGCCAAGGACUAUCCAGCGAAGACCCUCACUAACGCACAAUCAAACGAGGUUAAGGCAGCGAUCCUGAAGGAAGUGGUCCAGCAAAAGGACUCUGAAACGAAGCCACGGUUUGAGAGUUGCACCCACGUCAAAGCCGGUUAUCUGAGGGUCAACUGCAGCGAUGGCAACACUCGUCAGUGGCUUCACAAAAUCGUCGGAAAACUGACCGUACCGGAAGGCGUUCCGCUGAAGCUACUCUCUGAGAAAAAUUUGAUCAAAGGUGAUGUGUACACAGGCGUCUUUGCCGAUAGUAAGAAGGAGGACAACGCAGCAAUAUUGGAAUUCAUCAACAGCCAGAACGAUGGUCUGGAUACGUCGAAGUGGAAGGUCCUGUCUCGUAAAGAAGUUCCCAACAAACAGUCUGUGGAAAUGAUAUUCUCGGUAGACCAGGCGUCAAGCAAAACCAUCGCAACAUUGGAGAACGAGCUGAAUUACAAGUUCAACAAGGUGCAGCUCCGCAAGCAAGUCAAUCCUAACAAUCCACCCCAGCAAGCAAACAGAAAUAACGCCGGUAGAACCGGAGGACGCAUGGGACCUCCUCAGCGAAGAAUGCAGAAUCAAGUCAUGCCAAGACAGAUGAACUCGAUCGUACCAGUUUGGGACAACAACCAGAGGCAGCAGAACAACUUCAAUCAAUUUUCAAAUGGGAAUAACUUUGGCAAUGGUUUGAAUCUAUCCAGCAGCAAUGGAAACAACGGAUUUGGAAUGGCCAGCAACCUAUUUGGGGGUAACAACUUCUUCGGCAGUUCUUCAAACUCAAACGGAGGAUCGAACAAUUACGGAAAUAACCAACAGUACCGAGGAAACAACUCCUUUGGCAACUCCUCGCGCAACUCUUCCGGCAGAAGCGGUAACAACAGUAGCAUGCAGUCGAACACCAGAAAUCGCCCGUUCAAUUUGUCCGAAAGCCUGUACGAUCAACUGAAACUCAUCGGCAACAGUGUUGGCAAUGGCAAUGGAGGGGCAAACUACGGAUCGCCACAGCGACGCAAUGCGGGCGGUAGUGGGCAAAUGCGCCGAACUGGAGGUGGAGGCAAUAAUAAUAGUUCCCAGGGUGGUCGUAAUAGCGGAGGCAAUUCGAAUUCUUUCAAUCGAGGCAAUGUCAUGGGAAAGCGGAACUUUUUUACAACUACCAGGACAGGAUUCUUCUGAGGAAGAUCCGGCACUCGUAAACCUGCAAACAUAAAAAUGUAAUAUUCAUUAACAGCAAUUGAAAUACAAAUAAAACUUAACAAAUUGAAAACAAAA